Molecule: messenger RNA, 2455 nt
Organism: Prorocentrum cordatum
Lineage: Eukaryota; Dinophyceae; Prorocentrales; Prorocentraceae
Source: the annotation of a GenBank genome assembly
UUGCCACUCUCGACCGCCAACGGGUGCUCAAGCACUGGACGCGUGUGAUUUUGCGCCCACGCCGCGCGCUCGCGAGCCUCGCGCAAGGCCCUUCGCCCGCGGGAGGCUCGGGCCCUGCCGGGCGUGCGAGCACCCAGGGUCAGAGAGGACGGAGGACGGAGGAGAUCAGCAUGGAGCAGGAGGAGGCGGAGGAGGAGGGCGGAGGGAGGACCAGGAGGGAGGGACAUGGAGCAUGGGUUGGCAGGGGUCCGAAGACCCAGGUCCCGGAAAGGAGGCGGUGAAACACAAGAGAGAAAAGAAGGGCAUCAGCCGCCAUCGCGGUGCAGCGCGCACCGAGCGGCCCCGCCCUCUGAUACAGAGCGGAGCAUGAGCCCACAAAGCGCGGCCAGCAGAGGCAAGAAGUCCUUCUUGCCCAACUUCCCGGCCCUCGUGAGCGUGAGAACCAGCAGCCAGGCACCUACAGCAACGAGCACUGGUGUUGCCGAGGAGGACGGAGGAGGCGAACGAGGAGGAGCCCUGAGAUCCGACGUCGCGAACAAAUAAAAAAGACAUCGCGAACAUCAGGACUGGAUCCAAAAGUGCAACGCCCAGAUCUCAAGAGGGAGGACAGCGGGAGAGAGUUUGUACGCACUCGGCAAGCUCAGGCCAGCGGCCGAUGGCCUCGCGGCAUGAGGCAGCUCUUCUGCCACGCCGGGCCGGCGGCGGCUGCCCCGCACGGGGCCUCGCGAGGCCCUCGCGCCGCGCGCGGCCGGCUUCAGGCCGGGGCCGCGCCGCCGCUCGGCGGUCGAGCGGCCGCUCGCACGGCGGCCGAGCCCAGGAACGCGUCGAGGUGGCCCGCGAACGCUCCUUGUCCAUGACCCCGUCCUUGUCCUGGGUCCGAACGCGAAGGCGGGGGGCACUGGGCCAAGCCCGUCCUCCGCGCGGCCGGCCUCCGGCGCGUCGUCGGGGCCGCCGGCGAGCGCGCGCGAGCGCAGCAGCGCCGCGAGCCGGGCCAUGGCCUCCAGGAACUCGACGAACCACAACUCGAGGUGGUCUGUGCUCCUGGUCUCGUCGAAGCGCUCCAUCGCGGAUGCCCUCCAGAGCCACGUGCGGUCCCACAGGUUGGUCUGGUCUCCUGGCCCCCGUCGCGGUACGGCAGCACGCCCACCGCGUCCAGCAGCGCGAGCCAGCCCUCCAGCGGCACCUGGGCUGCCGCGGGGCGCCCGCCCCGACACCUGCCGCGGCGGCGGGCGCCUCGGGCGGGGGCGCCCCGGCGCCCGCGCGGGCGAAGGCGAGGAACAGGGGGCGGAGCACGGAGGACAAGUUCUCCUGCGGCAGACCGCCUCGACGACCUCGCUGUGGAGGACGUCGUGGCGCCACUGCGCCGCGCGCGCGGCGGCUUUGCGGGCGGCCAGCAGGCUCUUGCCGAAGGUGUUGUGCAGCGCCCUCAGCGGCGAGAGCCCGGAGGCCCUGCCGGCGGACAGCAGCGCCAGCCGCACAAGCAGGUCCAGGAAACCCGCACGGUCGAUCACCACCCGGCCGCCGCCGGGCGCCCCGGCCGCGCCAGGCGCGCGCCGGCUUGCUGCGACGGGCGCCGCGGCCGCGAUGACGAAGUGCGCGUCGGCCUCCCCGAGGCCGAACUCGCCGGUCAGCAGCGCGCCCUGCACGAGGAGGUGGGCGUACUCGUGGAGCGUCACCCCGAAGCUCAGCGGCCACUGCCGGUCCGAGGGGCGGCGCUGUGCGUUCUCCCAGUCGACGGAGCAGAACGAGGAGUAGAGCAUCUGCACCUCGCCGUAGGCCCGCCCCAGGAAGUCCCGGACCGCGUCCUCGUCCUCGCCCACGAGCUCCGCACAGGACGCCAGGCCCCAGUCCACCUCGAAGCGCCGCUCGCAGAAGCCCUGGUGCCGCAGCGGGUCCUCGUGGUGCGCGAAGAGGGAGCGCUCGACGUGCCACUCCGCGGGCCGGCCGCCGUCCCCCGCGCGCAGCUCGCCCGGCCGGCGGGGCACGAGCCACCGGCACGCCCGCUCGCCCGCCGGGCGCUGGGACACCUGGAGGGCGUUGAAGCGCACGACGUCCGCUUCCAGCGGGCCCGCCGCGCCCUCGCCGCCCACGGGCUCCCGCCGCACGCGGCGCGGCCUCAUCCCGACGGCCAGCUCCGGCGCGAGCCGCGACGUGGCGGACGUCAGCAGCCGGCCGCCCACCUGGAAGCAGUAGAGCAGCUGGCCCCGCGGGGCCAUGAGGUAGGCCACGAGCUCCUCCCCGAACCUCGUCAUCCUCACGCCCCUCGCGAAGGAGUCGGCGGAGGUGAACACCCACGCGGUGGGCGCGCCCGGCGGCAGCUCGGGCCCGGAGAUGCCCGGCACGUAGCUCAGCCGCACCUCCCGCCACCCGUCGCAGACCCAGCAGCAGCUCUUCCGCGCCGCCGCCGCCCACGGCUCCGCGGGCGGCGCCGCCCCCGCGGCGUCGGAGCCCGGCC